This is a messenger RNA of Rotaria sp. Silwood1, 1560 nucleotides long. The record is from the annotation of a GenBank genome assembly. NCBI's taxonomy places the organism in Eukaryota, Metazoa, Rotifera, Eurotatoria, Philodinida, Philodinidae.
AUGCCAUUAAAUUUUGCUCAAAUACUCCAAGAUGAUUUAAUUACAUCUAUGAUACGGAAAACAGCAUAUGGACUUGCAACAACAUGUGUCCUUGGUGCUGCUGCAUAUGCUGGAUAUUGUGUAGCUGCACCUGAAAAACAUCAAAUUAGACAUUAUCGACGUCCAGAACUAAAUGACCAAAUUGAGAAAGUUCUCGAUUCAUUAAAAAUAAAUGAUGAACAAUUAAUAGAAAUAAUGCAUUUAUUAGAAGAAGAAAUGAAUACUGGUCUAUCAUCAUUUACACAUGAUCAAGCAGUAGUAAAAAUGUUUCCAACAUAUGUACGAAAUAUUCCUAAUGGUAAAGAAAUUGGUCAAAUACUUGCACUUGAUUUAGGUGGAACUAAUUUUCGUGUACUUUUAAUUGAUUUACGUGGUAAUUCAAGAAUUGAAUUAACAUCAAAAAUUUUUCUUAUUCCACAAUCUGUUAUGAUUGGUGAUGGAAAAAGAUUAUUUCGUCAUUUAGCUGAAUGUUUACAUGAAUUUAUGCAAAAAGAACAUAUAUUAAAUACAGGAAUAUGUUAUCCAAUAGGUUUUACAUUUUCAUUUCCUUGUCACCAAGAAGGUCUUGCAUCAGCAAGAUUAACAGCAUGGACAAAAGGUUUUAGUUGUUCAGGUGUUGUUAAUGAAGAUGUUGUUAAACUUUUACAAAAUGCUAUUGAUGAAAAGCGUAUCAAUGCAAAAUGUGUAGCUCUUAUUAAUGAUACAGUUGGAACAUUAAUGGCAUGUGCAUAUAAAGAUCCAUUAACAGCUAUUGGUCUUAUAUUAGGUACUGGAACAAAUGCAUGUUAUAUUGAAAAUUUAGAUAAAGUUGGUACAUGGAAAGGUAAUUAUAAUGAACCAAAACAAGUUAUUAUUAAUAUGGAAUGGGGUGCUUUUGGUGAUAAUGGUCGUUUAAAUUUAAUUCGAACAAAAUAUGAUGAAGAAGUUGAUCUAUCAUCAAUGAAUCCUGGCAAACAAAUUUUUGAAAAAAUGAUAUCAGGAUUGUAUAUGGGUGAAAUUGUUCGUUUAAUAAUACUUGAUUUACUUCAACAAGAAUUACUUUUUCUUGGUCAUCGUGAUACAUAUGGAGAUUAUAAAACACCACUUUAUAAUCGUGGUGGUUUUUAUACAAAAUUUGUUUCAACAGUUGAAACUGAUGAAGGUAUUCAAUUUUCAAAUACACGUCGAGUACUUGAAGAUAUUGGUAUUCGAAAUCCUACAUAUGAUGAUUGUGCUAUUGUUCGACAUAUAUGUCGACAAGUUUCAAAACGAGCUGCUAAAUUAGCAGCUGCUGGUUUGGCUGUAUUAAUCAAUCGAAUUGGAAGAUCGAAUAUUACUGUUGGUGUUGACGGAUCACUUUAUCGAUAUCAUCCACGUUUUAAACAUAAUAUGGAAAGAUGUAUGGAAACAUUAGUUAAUAAAUCUAUUCAAUUCAAACUAAGUUUAUCUGAUGAUGGUAGUGGUAAAGGUGCUGCCAUGGUUGCCUGUCUUGCUGAUGGUUCAUUAUAUAAAAAAUCUGUUGAUGAAACAACAGUUGACUAA